This is a messenger RNA of Quercus robur (English oak), 1368 nucleotides long. RefSeq names its product probable 3-ketoacyl-CoA synthase 21. Gene Ontology annotation, cellular component: membrane. The transcript has a single exon. Bases 1 to 1368 code for a protein of 455 amino acids. Gene Ontology annotation, biological process: fatty acid biosynthetic process. The record is from RefSeq and is a predicted model, not a curated record. Gene Ontology annotation, molecular function: acyltransferase activity, transferring groups other than amino-acyl groups. NCBI's taxonomy places the organism in Eukaryota, Viridiplantae, Streptophyta, Magnoliopsida, Fagales, Fagaceae.
AUGGCAAUACUGACCCUAAGACUCAUCAUUUCUAGCCUCCCCGAGCUCAUUAUCUGGAACACCCUGCACCAUUUUUUAAUGGUAGUAGUUGCAGGACUAAUUGUCCUAUAUCUUAAAUACAAAAGAAAAGUCCCCAUUUAUUUACUAGACUUUGCUUGCUACAAACCUCCCAACUCUUAUAGGCUACCCAAGUCAAUGUUCCUAGAGGCUGUCUUUCUUAAUAACAUGGAUCCUGACAGCAUUGCUUUCCAGAUCAAAAUCUUAGAAAAAUCAGGGUUCAGUGAGGAAACUUGCAUUCCUCCUUCACUUGCUCGAGUACCAAUUAGAAAAUCUCUCCCACUUGCCGUGGAAGAGGUUGUGACAGUUAUCUUUUCUGUGGUCUCGGACUUGUUUAAGAAAAACAGUAUCAACCCCAAAGCUAUUGACAUUGUAAUCUCUAACGCUAGUAUGUUUUGUCCUACACCAUCUCUCAGCUCUAUGAUAAUUAAUAAGUUCAGAAUGAGAAGCAAUGUCAUGAGCUUCCAUCUCUCUGGCAUGGGAUGUAGUGCUGGAAUCAUAUCUGUGGGGCUAGCUAAAGACUUGUUGAGAGUGCACUGUAACUCUUUGGCUCUAAUUGUCAGCACAGAGAGCCUACACUUGAAUUGGUACACUGGCAAAAACCCACCCAUGUUGUUAACCAAUUGUCUCUUUCGAAUGGGAGGUGCAGCUAUAUUACUAUCUAGCCGUAAAGAAGACAAGAGCAAGGCAAAGUAUGAGCUACAACACCUUGUUCGAACAAACAAAGCACAAGAUGAUGUAUCCCAUGCUUGUGUCUAUCAGGAUGUGGACUCUGAGAACAAGGUUGGGGUAUCUAUAUCAAAGGGUAUACUACAUGUGGCUGGAGCUGCAUUGAAAGCAAAUAUUGCUGCACUAGGACCAUUGGUUUUGCCAUUCAAAGAGAAACUUAGAUAUGGGUGUUCCAUAAUAUGCCACAAGAUGUGGCCUACAAGGAGAACAAGCAUUUACAUACCUGAUUUCAAGAAGGCUUUUGAGCAUUUCUGUAUACAUGCAGGAGGGAAAGCUGUUAUUCAAGCAAUUGAAAAGAAUCUACACCUGAGAAAACAAGAUGUUGAGCCCUCAAAGAUGACUCUUUAUAAAUUUGGAAAUACUUCAUCUUCUUCAAUUUGGUAUGAACUCGCUUACAUAGAAGCAAAAGGGAGGAUGAAAAGGGGGGAUAGGGUCUGGCAAAUUGCCUUUGGGAGUGGGUUUAAGUGUAAUAGCGCAGCGUGGAAGUGUGUUUAUGAUUCAAAGUUUGAGAUAGCCAAUGCAUGGAGUGAUAUCUCCACUUAUCCAGUAGAAGCACCUGAUUUUGUAAAAAUUAGUGAGUGA